AGCAAUCGGGAGGGUAGCGAAGGGGGGUGUUAUACUAGUAGCUAGCUAGCUAGUAGGAAGCAACGAAAACGCUUGGUUUGCUAAAAUAAAUCGAUCGGUGUAUAUGAAUAGAUCGCUAGAAGUGCAUGCGAUGAAAAUGAGCUAAUACUGUUCGUGUGCUUGAUCAACAUAUAGCUAGCUUGCUAGUCUUUAUACCGUUAGCUAUACGAAUAUAACUUGCUAGUGCUGUUAACGUUAGCUAACAACCCGGCCCUGUGUAGCUAGCUUGCUUGUUAGCUUAUGUAGCACGAUUAUGUGGAGAAGCCGAAAGGCUCUGUGACUGCAGGUAGCCAGCUUGCUAAAGUUAGCCAGCUAGCUGGUUGGCUCUCCAAGUUGAAGAAAUCAUUUCGCGGUUGUUUUAAAACAUGUAACAAACAGGAUAAUUUACUCACCAGCCCUAUGUGAUAAAGUUGAACAUUCGGUAUGUGAUUUGGCAUGCUUGAUAGUCGGAAGUAUAGCACUAUUUGCUCGCUAUAGUUACGGUAUUUUCGUAGACUAUAUCGUUUCUUUUGGGUCGAGAAAAACAGCACAGAUGCGUGUUGAACUCGAUAAUAUUCAAAAGUAGCUAGCUUGCCAGCCAAGUUAAGUCAAAGUAUCGAGUAAUUACAGCGUGCUUUAGGUACAUUUACAGACAGGCAGCACUCAUAGACACUGGUAUUGAUUUGUUAAUCAGAUAGUUACUUGUUUUAUCUGCAUAUAUAACUAGUACAUCUAACAAAAUAUUGUCUCUGUCAUUUUCCUAAUGCAACCUCGUAGCUUGUCUAGAAUAGUGCAAAUUUAACCUUUACAAAAUAUCUAUUUUGCUGGAUAAUUUGAAUGCUUUAUUGACAACACAACAGGCUCACUCAGGAUGUUGAAACGUAAUGACAAUGGAGGAAUUCUUUGGCAGCGGCACAAGUAGAAGUCUGGAUUUAAUUGUAUUGAAAAUUUUGCCGUACUGGGACUGGGAAAGUGGACAUUGUGACAAUGAGUGGGAGAGAGAAGUACCCAGUGGAUCUGGGGGGCAACUUCACUGAAGAUGCUCCUAGACCCCCAGUCCCUGGGGAGGAGGGAGAGCUGGUGUCCAGUGAUGUGCGGCAGUAUAACCACAGCUUCUACUCGGUCAAGUGUGAGAGCCUUAAGAGUGAGGCCUCCACAGCCACGCCUCGGCGACCGGACCUGGACCUGGGCUACGAGCCUGAGGGAAGUGCCUCUCCUACUCCGCCCUAUUUGAAGUGGGCCGAGUCGCUGCACUCCCUCCUGGACGACCAAGAUGGGAUCCACUUGUUCAGGACUUUCCUCAAGCAGGAGGACUGCGCGGACCUUUUGGACUUCUGGUUCGCAUGCAGCGGCUUCCGGAAGCUGGAGGCGAACGAGUGCAACGAGGAGAAGAAACUGAAAUUGGCGAAAGCUAUUUACAAAAAAUACAUCCUGGACAACAAUGGGAUUGUGUCAAGACAGAUCAAGCCAGCCACUAAAAGCUUCAUCAAGGACUGCGUGAUGAAGCUGCACAUCGAUCCCGCUAUGUUUGACCAGGCUCAGACAGAAAUUCAGACUAUGAUGGAGGAGAACACUUACCCGGUGUUUCUCAAGUCAGACAUUUAUUUGGAAUACACCAGGACAGGUGGGGAGAGCCCCAAGUUGUACAGUGACCAGAGUUCCGCAUCGGGGAACGGGAAGGUUUUGCCUGGAUAUUUACCGACGUUGAAUGAGGACGAAGAAUGGAAGUGUGACCAGGAGCCAGAUGAACAGCUGGAGUGUGACCCAACUCCCACCAACCGGCUUACCCAGAAGCUGCUGAUGGAGACCGCCCCACAGAGGGCGGCUACUAACAAGAGAUACCAGGACAGCCGGGAGUACAGACAGUCGUCAUGGAGGGAGCCCAUCAACCCUUACUACGUGAACACCGGGUACGCCCUGGCCCCCGCCACCAGCGCCAACGACAGCGAGCAGCAGAGCAUGUCCAGCGACGCGGACACCCUCUCGCUGACGGACAGCAGCGUAGAUGGGAUUCCACCCUAUAGGUACCGCAAGCAGCAUCGGCGGGAGAUGCAGGAAAGCGCCAAAGCAAAUGGGCGAGUGCCACUACCUCAUAUCCCUCGCACAUACCGGAUGCCAAAGGAUAUUCACGUCGACCCGGAAAAAUUUGCGGCGGAGCUGAUCAGCCGGUUGGAGGGCGUCCUGCGGGACAGAGAGGCCCAGGAGAAGCUGGAGGAGAGACUGAAGAGGGUCCGAUUGGAAGAGGAAGGGGACGACGCGGACGUCUCCACGGUGCCCUCGCUGGCGAGCCACAAGCUCCCGCCCGCCCCGCAACACUACAGCGCCCGCUACUCGGAGACCACCUACAACGGGCUCCAGCUGCGCGACGCCCACGAGGAGAACCCCGAGUCCAUCCUGGACGAGCACGUGCAGCGCGUCAUGAGGACGCCCGGGUGCCAGUCGCCCGGCACCGGCCGCCACUCGCCAAAGUCCCGCUCGCCGGACGGCGUCCUGUCGGGCAAGGUGCCCGGGCUGAUGAUGCCGCUGGCCCCGGGCCACGGCAAGCACCUGGCCAAGCAGGGCCUGAAGCCGGACGCGGGCAGCAUGUACCACCACAAGCACGUCUACCACAUCCACCACUCGGGCGGCGUCAAACCCAAAGAGCAGAUCGAGUCGGAGGCCAUGCAGCGGGUGCAGAACAACUUCGCCUGGAAUGUAGAGCCGCAUCACUAUGCAACCAAGUCCCGCAGCUACGCCGACAGCAUGGGCGUGGCCCCCAACGCCAUGGAGUCUUUGGGACACAAUAGUAAAGGCAGCACGCUGUCCAAGCGAACCUCCAAGAAGGCGGAGCCCGGGAAGGGCGAGGAAGUCCGCAACUUUGACAUGCAGGGCCCUCCGGAGGAUCUGGAGAGGAACCAGAAGAUCAUCCAGUGGAUGAUGGAGGGCGAGAAAGAGGCAGGCCGCCACAAGAAGGCUCCUUAUGGGAGCGCCGCCGGGCCCAAGAAGACCCUGAGCCACGACGCGCUGCGGCCCAGCUCGGUGGAGCGCCCCGGGGCCGUCCACCCCUGGAUCAGCGCGCAGCUCCGCAACACCGUGCAGCCCUCGCACCCCUUCAUCCAGGACCCCACCAUGCCCCCCAACCCCGCGCCCAACCCCCUCACCCAGCUGGAGGAGGCCCGCAGGCGGCUCGAGGAGGAGAAGAAGAAGUCGGGCACCCUGCAGACCAAACAGAGGUAUGUGAUGGAGGUGAUCCAGAGGGGUCGAGCUGCUGUCAGGCCCACUCUGUUCCCACCGCUCAGCGUGGUGCCUGCAGUCUCCGACAUUGAUCUCUCCGAGUCCCAGCAUAAAACAGUGAAGAAGCUGCCCUGUGAGAACAUCACGGUGGCAUAUUACUUCUGUGGAGAGCCUAUCCCCUACAGGACGUCCGUCAAAGGAAGGAUAGUCACGCUCGGCCAGUUCAAGGAGCUGCUGACAAAGAAAGGGAGCUACAGGUAUUACUUCAAGAAGGUGAGCGACGAGUUUGACUGUGGUGUCGUGUUCGAAGAGGUACGUGAAGAUGACGCGAUCCUGCCCAUCUUCGAGGAGAAGAUCAUUGGGAAAGUGGAGAAAAUCGAUUGAAGGGCGAAGUGGGAGGCACGCUGGAAGAAAAGCCCCGUUCGGAGAGGGGCGCGAUGUCGUGAUGAGCGAAAGGGAAUGUGUUCCGGUGGAAAUCAGAGGAGGAAAUCCAAUGGAAUGAGGAAACGGGGAACGUCUUAGUCAACUGGAUGGGAACAUUCUGGAAGAACCAGAGGUUGGAAAGUGUCACUGUGGGAUAUCUAAUACAGACUUAUAGGCUUCCACUUCUGCACAGAGGUUUUAUUUUUCUUUACCAGCUGCUCAGUGCUUAGGAGAAUAAAUGGUGCUUUAACAGCAGAAACUGCUUCUCGUGGGAAAAUUUGAAAAAAUGACGAUUUAAAAAGGAAUGAUGCAGCAUUAUAUUUUCUUUGGUAUAUUUCUAACUCUGUAAUGUAGCAUUGUAAAGUUGUACUAGAAAAAUUGUACUUUGAAUCUGUUUACUACAGCUGCAUAUUUUUGAUAUGAUGUAAUAGAAGGAAAGUAUCCUUUGUAAUGUAACAAUACUUUCGUGUAAUUUUGAUAUGUACAGGUACUUUUAAAUCUACCAGAUGUGUACAGGCCCUCUGUUUAAACAUAAAACAGAAAAAGUUUAUAUAUAUGAAAGUAUUUUUUGAAAAGUCUAUUGGUUUUUACCCCCAUGCAUUCAGUUGGAUGGGCAGCUCCAAUUCAGUCACUAUUUUGUUUUGAACUGCUCAUCUUAAGCGUCCAAAAUUUCUCUUUGUGUAUGUCAUCUGCCACUAUAUCCUAUUACUAUCCAGCUUUUCCCAAGUGCUUGUAAACCUCCCAAACCCCCAGAAAAGCCAAUAUUGUCCCGACUGCUGGAAGUAAAGGUACACAACCAUUCACUUCAUAAAUCUGAAAAUCAGAGGUAACCGCUGUGUGAACAUGCUCUUAACCGCUGCCUCUGUGCUCUGACUGUUGAAGGAGGAUAUGACUGUAACCGCUGCACUUCCUCGGUGUGGUACAUGCUCGCUGGGAACUUUGCUCUUUCUGGGACUGUUCCAUUCUCAGUAGUGUCACAGAGCUUCAGUCUUCCUGGUGCCAGUUGGGCACAUGCAUGGAGAAAGGUACCCUAUUCAGGUAUACUUUAGUGCAUUUACCCUAAGCAGAUCCAUGCAGAUCAGCAGGAAAUCCUAGAAUGUAUUCCACAAAAGUGGGAACAAAAACAAAACAAGCAAAGCAAAAAACAAAAAGCCACCCCCCCCACCCCCCAUGCAUUCUUUAAACAUGCCAUUUAUAGUAAAUUAAUACCAAAAUGAGCAAUAUUUAAGAGCAGUCCUUGGAAGUGUAGAUUGCUGUUCACACAUUAAAUAUGUGCAUUCACCAUUUCAAAACAAUUUACAUGUUUGAGAGGGGAGUCACUUGUUCAGGGACUGCAGUGUAGAAAAUGUCAGGUUGUGAUGGUAAAGUGUAUCUAUGGGAGUUGGCAAGCGGCGUGGAGAAAGGAUUGAUCAGUCAUUGUACAGAAGCUGUCUGUAUGCUGGAUCACUGAGCAGUGGGGUUGUUAGUGAACCAUGGGGUUAAUUCUGGUUUUUAAAUCUAAUUCAUGUUUACACAUACCUUAAUGUAUUAAAAAAUGGACUGAAUGUCUUAUGUUUUUCAACUUAUUUAGGCUAAAUUUGGGUGCCUGAUGACAUUAAUGACAUUUGUUUAAAAAAAAUAAAAAAAAUUGAACCUAUAGUAUAAAUUAAUCUACCUUUUUGCUGGAUCAUAAAACACCAAAGAGCACCGUAUACAUUAAAGACUUUAGUGUUUGUAAUCAGUUAAUUUGUUUUAAAGUUUUAUUUUAAUGAUUUUGUUUGUACUGCAUAUCUGCAUAAAUUCUUUUUGUCUUUGGUCAUAGCCCUCAAAUUCAAAGCUCGGUGCAAAAGGUGAAGAGAAUGGCAUACUAUAUAUUUUAUUCUACAGGGGUCAGCAGUAGAAUGUAUAAUGUUUUAAUGCAUUUAGGUAAAUAAGUGACAUGCAGGAAUUAUUAGGAUAUCAAACGAGUGUUAAAUCGCUGGGGGUACAUGCUAUAUCUGCAUCCUGCUUAGGGAAAUUUUAAUGUUCUCCAAAUGCUAUUUUUGUAUUUAUUUAGACUGAUUCUUUUCCUAAUAUGCAGGUCUGUACAAAGCUAACAUCUAGUAAUGAACUUCUGUGACUAAAACAUACAUUUUUAAAAAAUGCUGUUUUGCUGAUAAUGCCAACUUUAUUUAUUCCUUUUCAAUAUCCAAAAAUAUCAGAAUAGGAACUGAAUAAAAAAAUGUGGAAAACUGUCAAAGUUUUUUUCUUUUUUUUUCUUCUCCAGUCUCUGUAUUGGAUUGUAAUUUUCAGCAUGCUGUUGGUUUUAGUCACAGGAGAUGGAAAAUGAAAUGGCAGAAUUACUGUGAAAGCCCUUAAGUGACUAUCCCAAUGUAUAAUGGCUGUAUUGUAAAUGUAUAUCACGGAGUGCCUUUAUAUUAAAAUCUCUUUUUGUCUUUUGUGCGAUUCCCAAAUGUCAGAGGCUUUGCUUGCAUCCAGGGUCUAGUCCACCCCACCCCCCCCACCCCCACCCCUCCACAGCUUUGUUAGUCAUCAUUUUAAGUGACACUGCAUAAAUUCAUUCUGGAUAUGCCUUUGUGUAAAUAUGUACAUUUUCAUAUGUGUCUUGAACCAACAGCACAUUUGGAUAUUUAGUACCAUGGUCAUACUUCAGUGUGCUGACUUGUACAGUUAUCUUUUAAAAGGUACUUGGACAAUAAAGAAAUUAAACAACUGUA
Molecule: messenger RNA, 6350 nt
Organism: Anguilla rostrata (American eel)
Lineage: Eukaryota; Metazoa; Chordata; Actinopteri; Anguilliformes; Anguillidae
Gene: axin1
Product: axin 1
Exons: 11
Coding region: 1006-3615 (869 amino acids)
Biological process (GO): cell development; positive regulation of proteasomal ubiquitin-dependent protein catabolic process; positive regulation of protein kinase activity
Cellular component (GO): plasma membrane; nucleus; beta-catenin destruction complex
Molecular function (GO): molecular adaptor activity; identical protein binding; beta-catenin binding
Source: RefSeq, a predicted model, not a curated record